Messenger RNA from Drosophila sulfurigaster albostrigata, 5076 nucleotides. It is a transcript of the gene tok, whose product is annotated as protein tolkin. Gene Ontology annotation, biological process: proteolysis. Gene Ontology annotation, molecular function: calcium ion binding; metalloendopeptidase activity; zinc ion binding. Lineage: Eukaryota; Metazoa; Arthropoda; Insecta; Diptera; Drosophilidae. The record is from RefSeq and is a predicted model, not a curated record.
GAAUCUUUUAAAACGUGAGAACCUUUCGUCGCGAGCGGACGUGCGCAUCGUUAUUGCGUUAAGUUAAAGCUAAACGGGAGAACUUUAGCUACUGACUCGUUUAAAUGGCACACAAGUAAAAUACAUAUUCCAAAAAGGGCCAACAGGAUGCCCAUUAUAUUAUACUAUUCUUUGCCACGUUCGUUAAGAGCAUGCAUCUCAUUUGAGAGCGAGCUUAGGCGAUAAGCGGACACAAAUCAAAGCCAGACGGCAAAAUAUCGCAUUCAGCUACAAAAAAUAAUUGAAAUAAAGUAUAAAAAAAAAACAAUUGGCAGUCACAUCGGACGAACGUGCAAAGCGACUAGCACAAACUGUGCUCUUCGAUGCUGUCAACUACGCUUGCAUCUGGACGCGGUGUCCGAGGCAUGAGCUGCACAACUAACUAUGCCCUUUUUGUGGGUACCGUGCUGUUGGUCUUAAUCUCGGCACAUGUCAAAAGCAUUAAACUGCACGACAAACUACUCGAGCCGCCCCUACAUGCGUCGAAGACCACGUCCGCAGAUCACGUUGUCAAGCUCGGGCGUGACAAUAACGGCGUCAGCCCCACCAUUAACAUCGAGCAAGCAGCUUCCAGCCAUCCUUAUCAAGAGUAUGUUCACGGCCAGCAUUAUCAACAUCAACAUCACCAUCUACAGCACAAACGUAAGCAACAGCAACAUCACCGGACUUACCACAGCAAGUACACCAUCGAGCAGUUGCUGCACUUGGAGGUGCCUCGACAAAUGUCAAAUGACAUCGACAUGGAUCCCUGCAAGUCGGGUGGCUUUAUGGGCGACAUUGCAUUACCCGACGGUGACGCGGGCCCAAUCGUAGCACGCACGCCAGUCCAUGACGAGGAUGAUGAACAGGACGAGGAACUUUUGUCACAAAUGGCCACCGAACAGAUGCCAGCGGAUGCUCCUGCAACGGAUGGCAAAUAUAAUUCAAGCUUUCAACUGGACCUAGAGAAGCUCAAGCAGGAAGUCUAUAACGAAGGACUGCAGGUGGAGGAAGAGGGUCUUACGGAUAUUAUACGGAAAAAGACGAAACUACCUAACGAGCGCACGGAUAUUGUCAGCCAAACGACUGGGCAACCCCCUAUCGGAUCUAGCAACAUUCGUAACAAUGAAGCCAACCUGCAUAGAGGCAAAGAACCAUUAAAGCCCAAUGCGCACACGCCAUCUGACAUUGCUCAUCCGCCAAACUUCAAGAAUGAGGUAUUGACGCCGCAAGUGGCCAUAGUCAAUCAGCGACGUCGCCCACUACAUUUACAAGAGUUGAGAGUUCCUGCAGCACUGCUACUAUUAAAUAAAUCACAAACCCCACGUCGCAAUGUGGAUGCGCGAAAGAUACAGUCAAACAAUAAGGAUAUCGAGGACGAUUCGGGCAAUAAUUUCGUUGCACAGCGGCGGCAGCACAUUGUUCCCACAUCCUUGCCCACGCAGAGAUCUACAAUGCGAAACGUCUAUAGCAAUGCAGGAGGCAAUGGCAUGCACUUGGACAUCGAUGAUGUGGACUUUCUGCAUGCCCAAGGUGUGGUACGAAGGAGACACAGACGGCGACCCAAGCAUCGGAACACUCACUAUACGGAGUAUGCGAGGAAAGUAGAUCGACUCCGGGAGGAGCUGAAUCGACCACAUGGUCGUCACCCAAAGAACCGCCAGCAGCAACACAUUCAUCACCACAAGCAAAAGAACCGACAACAUUGGCGUCGAGGUCAAACCCGAUCAACCGCAUCGCCUCUUCACACCUCUUCGCCGCAAUCAUUAACGGAUGUAUUUCUGGAGAAAGAAGGAAUAGCAGAUGUAUCAAAUGUUGAAAUUCAUAGCUCGACACGGCCAAAUGCAGAGAACAAGAAGAUGGAACAGCAUCAUCGGGUGGCUCGUGCCGUAACUGCUAAAAAGGAACGCAUUUGGGACUAUGGGGUUAUUCCUUAUGAGAUCGAUGGCAAUUUCAGUGGCCUACACAAAGCUCUAUUCAAGCAAGCAAUGCGCCACUGGGAAAACUCAACGUGCAUUAAAUUUGUAGAGCGCGAUGCUGAAAUCCAUCCCAAUUAUAUUGUUUUUACCGUACGGAACUGCGGGUGCUGCUCAUUUGUUGGUAAACGAGGCAAUGGACCACAGGCCAUAUCAAUUGGACGCAAUUGCGACAAGUUUGGGAUUGUGGUGCAUGAGUUGGGACACGUGGUGGGCUUCUGGCAUGAGCACACGCGUCCAGAUCGUGAGAAGCAUGUCGUUAUCGAGCACAACAACAUUAUGAAGGGUCAGGACUAUAAUUUCAAUAUGUUGUCUGUGGAUGAGGUGAACUCGCUGGGAAUGGCUUAUGACUACGAUUCAAUAAUGCACUAUGCACGCAACACGUUCUCAAAAGGAACGUAUUUGGAUACAAUACUGCCUAUUGAAGUCAAGGGUCGCAAGCGACCGGAGAUUGGCCAACGUCUGCGCUUAAGCCAAGGGGAUAUUGCACAGGCUAAUCUCCUUUACAAAUGUCCUAAAUGUGGACGUACAUUCCAGGAGAGCACUGGCGUCUUUGCGAGUCCCAUUUAUUACACGGCCGGUGCGGUCAGCAACGAAACGGAGCACUGCGAGUGGCGAAUUACGGCUACACACGGCGAACGUGUGGCCCUUCGACUUGAGAAUAUGAACAUCUUCAAAUCCAAUAACUGCGACACUGACUAUCUGGAGAUCCGCGAUGGAUAUUACUUCAAGUCACCAUUAAUUGGGCGCUUUUGUGGUAAAGUCGCAAACGAACUGAUCACCUCGCAAACCAGCCGAAUGCUGUUGACCUAUAUAAACACCCAUCGUAGCGAGGGCUAUCGAGGCUUUAAAGCUGAGUUUGAUGUUGUUUGCGGUGGUGAUUUAUCUGUGGAUGACGCGGAGGGUCGCUUGGAGUCACCAAACUAUCCACUCGAUUAUUUGCCCAACAAGGAAUGCGUAUGGAAAAUUACGGUGCCAAAGGGCUUCCAAGUGGCGUUGAAAUUUCAGUCGUUUGAGGUCGAGAACCAUGACAGCUGUGUCUAUGACUAUGUCGAGGUGCGAGACGGGCCCACACAGGAUGCUGCGCUAAUUGGCGUUUUCUGUGGCUACAAGCCGCCACCAAACAUGAAGUCAAGUGGCAAUUCGAUGUACGUGAAAUUUGUGUCGGACCUUUCAGUGCAGAAAGCAGGCUUCUCAGCGGUAUUCAUGAAGGAGGUGGACGAGUGCGAGACUCUAAAUCACGGAUGCGAGCACGAGUGCAUUAACACUCUCGGAGGCUACGAAUGCAGCUGUCACAUUGGGUACGAACUGCACAGUGAUAAAAAACAUUGCGAGGAUGCCUGUGGUGGUCGCAUUGAGUAUCCAAAUGGCACCAUUACCUCUCCGUCCUUCCCCGAAAAGUAUCCAGUGUCGAAAGAGUGCGUUUGGGAAAUUAUUGCUCCACCCAAACACAAAAUCUCUUUGAACUUUACGCACUUUGAUCUGGAAGGCACGGAUCGUCAGCAAUCGGACUGCGGCUACGAUUCGGUGACAAUUUACUCCAAACUCACCGAAAAUCGACUCAAACGUAUUGGUACUUUCUGUGGAACCUCCAUCCCCCCUACGGCAACAUCCGACAGUAACGCUUUGCGCGUUGAGUUUCACUCAGACAUCUCAAUUCAGGGCUCUGGUUUUGCGGCUGUCUUUUUCACGGACAUUGACGAGUGCGCUGUUAACAAUGGAGGUUGUCAGCAUGAGUGCCGAAAUACUAUUGGCUCAUACAUGUGCUUCUGUCAUAAUGGCUACUCGUUGCACGAGAAUGGUCAUGACUGUAAGGAGGGUGAAUGCAAGUACGAAAUAUCGGCUGCCUUUGGAACUAUUUACAGUCCCAACUAUCCGGAUAACUAUCCUCCAAACGCGGACUGUGUGUGGCAUUUCUCAACCACGCCGGGACAUCGUAUCAAGCUCAUUUUUAAUGAAUUCAAUGUGGAAUCGCACCAGGAAUGCACAUAUGAUAAUGUGGCAAUUUACGAUGGCGAUUCGGAGCUUAGCUCCUUAUUGGGAAGGUUCUGUGGCGAUAAAAUACCAUACCCCAUAUCGUCUACUACGAAUCAACUCUACAUGGUGCUAAAAACGGAUAAAAAUAAACAGAUGAAUGGAUUUAUGGCAAUGCAUUCGACUUCGUGCGGAGGAUAUCUUCGUGCUACUAGCCACAUACAGCAGUUCUACUCUCAUGCUCGAUUCAGUAAUCAGGAUUAUAAUGAUAACAUGGACUGCGAGUGGACAAUUCAAGCACCGCCCAACAGCAACGUGCAGUUAAUCUUCCUUACUUUUGAUAUUGAAAGUAGUGAGAACUGCACUUACGACUAUGUUCAAGUCUUCUCUGGCAUGGAGGACACCAGUGGACCUAUGUAUGGCCAGUACUGUAAUUAUAUGCGACCAACUGACAUCAUUUCGAUGACGGACUCUCUGUUGGUGCGUUUUAAAACAGAUAGCUCGGUGCCCAUGAAGGGAUUCUCGGCAUCGUAUGUGGCUGUUGAUCCAUUUGAAAAUAGUGACGAGGAUGCGGAAAACUCGUAUAGCUCAGAGAUGGUCACUCCAUUUCCAGGCUCGCUUAAAAGCAUUUAUAAGGAGGAUUCUGAGGAGACGGACGACUACAGUGACUUCAGCGAGAACCAGUUAGAAAUUGGUCAGCAUAGGGGAAGCAGAGUUGCACCCAUAAGAUAUCCAUUUUGGACAUCUUAGACAAAAACAGAAGCCAAAGUGAAAACAAACCCUAGAUUUGCUAGAGACGCACAAAAAUCAUGACAAUAUAAUUACAACGGAAUUUAUUGAACUAUUUAGGCAUAUCGUGGCGUACAUAUAGCAAAAUUUUUGCUCUCGUAACAUAAUCAUAGAUUUCGUUUUUCAACCAUGAUGUAAUAAUAAGUAAACAUUCACAGUUCGGUAUUCAGAUGAAAUACAUGGCUCUGAAUACCGAAAAUGUAACUAUUUAAAAGUACUUGAUCAAAUAUCAAUGAUAAAUAUGUGAAUUGUAUGAUAUCAUAAAUAUUAUAUAAUAUACAUUGAUAUUUCAAAUAAAGCAUUUUCUGGAUUUCUUUUA